Ostreobium quekettii is the source of this 3336-nucleotide messenger RNA. The record is from the annotation of a GenBank genome assembly. NCBI's taxonomy places the organism in Eukaryota, Viridiplantae, Chlorophyta, Ulvophyceae, Bryopsidales, Ostreobiaceae.
AUGCAGGACGCCGCGGAGGGCAAGGAUUACAGCUUUCCAAAGGAGGAGGAGAAGAUCCUCCAGCUGUGGACGGAGACCGACGCCUUCCGCGAGCAGCUCCGCCGCACGGAGGGCCAGCCGGAGUACGUGUUCUACGACGGGCCGCCGUUCGCCACCGGCCUGCCGCACUAUGGGCACAUCCUAGCGGGCACGCUGAAGGACAUUGUAACGCGCUAUGCGUCGAUGACGGGGCAUCAUGUGACGAGGCGCUUUGGUUGGGACUGCCACGGCCUCCCUGUGGAGUAUGAGAUCGACAAGAAGUUGGGAAUCAAAACUCGGGACGAUGUGCUGAAGUAUGGCAUCGCAAACUACAAUGAAGAGUGCAGGAGUAUUGUGAUGAGGUACUCCAAAGAAUGGGAGAAGACUGUGACACGGAUAGGAAGGUGGAUUGAUUUCAAGCACGACUACAAAACCUUGGACCCUUCAUUCAUGGAGAGUGUCUGGUGGGUGUUCAAGCAGCUGUAUGAGCGUGGUUUGGUCUACAAAGGCUCCAAGGUAAUGGCAUACUCCACGGGGUGCAGUACGCCACUCUCCAACUUUGAGGCCGGUCUGAACUACAAGGAUGUGCAAGACCCUUCUGUCAUGGUGAGUUUUCCCAUCGACGAUGACUUGGAAGGCACAUCCUUCAUUGCCUGGACCACCACACCCUGGACGCUCCCAAGCAAUUUGGCACUGUGUGUCAAUCCUCAAUUUGACUAUGUCAAGGUGAAAAAUCCUGAGACAGGCGAUCAGUACAUUGUUGCAGAGAGCAGGCUAUCCGAGAUUCCAGGCGCAGUGCCCAAACCCCAGAAAGGGAAGAAGAAGGGCCCCCAGCCAGCUGGCUUCUCGGUCAUCCAGAAGAUGAAGGGAACCGACCUCGUGGGCCUCAAGUAUGCUCCACUGUUUCCCUUCUUCUGUCACCUGAAGGAGAGUGGAGCAUUCCGCGUUGUUGCAGAUGGCUAUGUCACGAGCGACUCUGGCACAGGCGUUGUGCACCAGGCGCCCGCAUUUGGAGAGGAUGACUUCCGUGUGUGCCUGGCAAAUGGAGUUGUUCAGAAAGGGCAGCCUCUGCCGUGUCCUGUGGAUGCGAGUGGGUGUUUCACAGAAGAAGCGUCGGACUUCAGUGGCAUGUAUGUCAAAGACGCCGACAAGGAGGUCAUGAAGGCCAUCAAGGGCAUGGGGCGACUCAUCAGCCACCAGACAAUUUCUCAUUCAUACCCAUUUUGCUGGCGUUCUGAGACACCACUGAUAUACAAGGCUGUACCUAGCUGGUUUGUGAAGGUUGAGAGCUUCAAGGAGAACCUGCUGGAAAACAACAAGAAGACGUACUGGGUGCCUGCAUAUGUGAAAGAAAAGAGGUUCCACAACUGGCUCGAGAACGCCAGAGACUGGGCAGUGUCACGCAGCCGAUUUUGGGGCACGCCAUUGCCAAUCUGGAUGAGCGAUGACGGUGAGGAGAUCGUGGUUGUAGGAUCGGCAAGGGAGCUUGAGGAGUUGUCUGGAGGGAAGGUAACAGACCUCCAUCGCCACUUCAUCGAUGACCUGACGAUUCCCUCAAAAUUGGGCAAAGGCGAUUUGAGACGUGUGGACGAUGUGUUUGACUGCUGGUUUGAGAGUGGCAGCAUGCCUUACGCCCAACUGCAUUAUCCAUUUGAGAACAAGGAGCUCUUUGAGAACAACUUUCCAGCAGACUUUAUUGCUGAGGGGCUGGAUCAGACACGUGGCUGGUUUUACACACUCAUGGUUCUAUCAACUGCCCUAUUCAACAAGCCACCCUUCAAGAACCUGGUCUGCAACGGACUGGUUCUGGCAGCAAAUGGCGUCAAGAUGAGCAAGAGAUUGAAGAACUAUCCGGAUCCUGUGGAGUUGGUGAAUAAGUAUGGCGCCGACGCCCUGCGCCUGUAUCUCAUCAACUCGCCUGUCGUGAGAGCAGAGGAGCUGAAGUUCAAGGAGGAGGGGGUGUUUGGCGUUGUGAAAGACGUGUUCCUCCCGUGGUACAAUGCAUACAGGUUUCUGGUGCAGAAUGUGCUGAGAUGGGAAAUGGAGUCUGGCCAGAAGUUUGACCCCUCAAAGGUUGACCUGGACAAGGCAUCCAAUGUGCUAGAUCGUUGGAUCUGUGCAUCAACCCGUGCGCUGGUCACCUUCUUCCGCCGGGAAAUGGAGGCAUACAGGCUGUACACUGUUGUGCCAUACCUAGUCAAGUUCAUUGAGAAUUUGACAAAUGUGUAUGUGCGGUACAACAGAAAAAGGCUAAAGGGCCGUGCGAGUGGCGAUGACUGUCAGUAUGCCUUGUCAAGUCUCUUUGAUGUGCUGCUGACGCUCUGCAAGCUCAUGGCUCCCUUCACCCCCUUUUUCACUGAAAACAUGUACCAGAACUUGAAACACUGCCUGCCCUCAGACGCUGCCCCUCCGAGCGUCCAUUUCUGCCCCCUGCCUCCAGAAGCGGAGAGCCAUGAGGGCGACGCCCUUCUCAACGAGUCCGUUGACCGAAUGCAGAGGGUGAUCGAUGCGGCCAGGGUCAUUAGGGAGCAGAGGAAGAAGCCAAUCAAGACACCCCUCAAAGAGAUGAUCGUUGUGCAUCCUGACACACAGUUUCUUGCUGAAAUCACAGGUGAGCUUCGGCAGUAUGUGGUGGAGGAGAUCAAUGUGGUGAACCUGGAGGUCUGUAGUGAUCCCCUGAAGUAUGCCAACCUCCAGGCUGAGCCUGACUGGAACGCCCUGGGCCCACGACUAAAGAAGGACUUGGGCAAAGUGGCUGCUGCAGUGAAGAAGAUGGAUGUGGCAGCCAUCAAUGAGCUGCAGGCUACAGGUUCAGUCACUCUGGAGGGGCAUGAAAUCAAAUCUGACGAAAUUAAGAUCUUGAGAAAAUUCAAUCCGCCUGAAGGCCACAAUAGCGAAGAAAUGGAUGCUGGUGGGGAUAUGGACGUUUUGGUUGUGCUGGAUCUGAGAGUCGACACUGGUCUUCUGGAGUCAGGAAUGGCUAGGGAGAUUGUGAACAGGUUCCAGAAGCUUCGGAAGAAGGCUGGUCUGACAGUCACAGAUCCUGUGGAAUUGUACUAUGAUCUGCAGCAGAAUGGCAGCGAUGGCGACUCUCCUGCGGACAUGUUUUUGAAGGUGGUCACCUCUCACAGCGCUUACUUCUGCGAGUGCUUCGGCGGUCCCCUGCUGCCCUCCUCCAGAAAACCGCCUCAAGCAAAGGUGAUCGCGGAGGAGGAGCAGGUCGUUGGGCCUGAAGACAGCAGGGCGACUUUUAUGGCCAUCCUGACGGACACAACGGUGGAGAGCACAGAGUCUGGGAUGCAAGAGGCAGCGGUGUGA